CGCACACGGAAACCGAUCACACGGCGAUUAACCACAGUUUCGCCAAAUCAUCGCAAUGGGUAUCUGGGACGCUUUCUCCGAGAUUGUCGAGGCGGUGACGCCAUGGAGUGUUGUGGAGGCCGAAGCUCCGGCUGAGGACACCCAGGAGGCUCCCGAGGCCCAGGUAGAGGACAAGAAGGAAGAGCCCGAAGAGGAACCCGCCGCCGAGGAGGACGAGGAGGAGGAAGAGGAGGAGGAUGAGGAGGAGCCCAAGGACCCUAAGGAGGAGCUCGAAGAAGAGUGCAAGAACUCUCCCCAGUGCUCCCCCGCCAAGCACCACUUCGACGAGUGCGUUGAGCGAGUUCACCAGCAGGAGAGCGAAGGCGAGGCCAAGGAGGACUGCGUCGAGGAGUUCUUCCACCUUGCUCACUGCGCUUCCGCAUGCGCCGCCCCCAAGCUGUGGUCUAAGCUGAAAUAAACGCAAUCCUUCUCAAGGGAAAAAGACAAGAAAAACAAAACGAUAAUGGAAAUCAUACGCCCCCCCGAACGAAAAAGCAUGCUCGAAUCUGGGAAAGGGGAAAAAGAAGAAUAGAAGGGGGACAAAAAAGAGUUUCAAUUCAACCUUUUUUUUGGUUUGGGGGGGAUUAUGUUUUCAUUUAGAUGACCGGCUUUCUCUGUUCCACGACGGUCAAUGACAAAAGCAGCAGCCUCGUUGUUCUCGACGGAGCUGCCCUGUGUGUAAUCUUACGCUCAGCGAGCAACUUGAAAAAAAAAUAGAUUUUUUUCUUCUUCACUUUCUAAUUGUGACGAUACCUCCCUCUAAUGGGCGCCGUUUGAUUUUUACCGUCUCCUUAUGGGCUAUCUCUAUUUACUAUUUGAAUUUUUGCAUUGUUCCUAGCUAUGCUUGAACUUGCUGCUACUGUUCGUUUGGCGCCUAUGCAAGUAUGCGACCAAGGCAAGCCACGAUGGAUUAUCCCUCAACUGCUACACAUGCGAGCUUUGGUGGUGAAAAGAUGCGACCAAUUCAUAUAGUUGCCAACUUCGCUCGAUCAGUG
Messenger RNA from Trichoderma atroviride IMI 206040, 1034 nucleotides. RefSeq lists its product as uncharacterized. The record is from RefSeq and is a predicted model, not a curated record. Gene Ontology annotation, biological process: mitochondrial electron transport, ubiquinol to cytochrome c. NCBI's taxonomy places the organism in Eukaryota, Fungi, Ascomycota, Sordariomycetes, Hypocreales, Hypocreaceae.